UAAAACUUGUAAAAUACACACAAAUUAUUAUUGCAGCCUGGAGGCCAUUGCAAUUCAAAGCCCAACCCACAGCCCACUAUUUCAUGACUUUCAUCCACAUGCAAUUCGCCCCUCUUCUUCUACCCUAACUCCGCCUCUCUUCAUCUGCCUUCACUCCGCCGAUCACCAAUCUUCCGCAUCCUAACUUCGUACACCAUCCGUAUAUCCACACCAGAGGUAACGGUGAAUCUGAUGAUCUCCUCCUGUCCUGGUCCAACGUGGUUUGCAUCCAAAAAGUAGAGUCAUCGCCUCAUCGGUUAAUCCGAUACUUGUUGGUGAUUGGUGUAAUUCCUAAAGAUUAAUUAUAUUUUUCAAGCAGUAUACUAUGCUUUAGAAGUUGUAAAUUUGUAAGCUUUGGGGUCUGGGGUCUGAUUAAGGUGCUCUAUUCUCCGACCUACAACAACGUUCAAACCUUCAAUUCUCUCCUACUACUCCACGAAGCUCAACCGCCCUUCAUCCAAACGCGGGCUAAAGGAAGUGCUGGUCACGCCUUAUCAACCAACGUUGAAGCUAAAAUUGCAGCCUCCACCUGCAAACGACCGAAUUCAAAAUGCCCUGCCCUCAGUCGAAGUUGUGAUUUACACGGCUUUGAAGAUGAGUAGCUCAGACGAAGAAUCAGACUUAAGUGAGUCUGAGAUCAAUGACUACAAGGAGAAACCUUAUGAAGAUCUGAGGUCAGGUAAAUUUAAAGUAAAAGGUCCAAAUGGGUGCCUUCGAUGUCCAUUUUGCGCGGGGAAGAAGAAACAAGAUUACAAGUACAAGGAUCUUCUUCAGCAUGCUACAGGAGUUGGCAAAGGUUCUGCAAACAGAAGGUUAAUACAGAAAGCAAACCACUUGGCACUGGCGCAGUACUUGGAGAUAGAUCUAGCAGAUGAGGCUGAACCACAACCAGAACGAGCAGUUCAACCGGUCCAUGUCGCUUCUGAACAGAAUAACCUGUAUUGCUGGCCUUGGAUAGGCAUUGUUGUGAAUGUACCGGAAAAAGCAUCUGAGAAUGCAGUAGAGGAGGAAGAGUUUUGGUUAAAGAGGUUUUCAAAAUAUGGGGCUCAGGAGGUGAAGAUCUUCUGUGAUGAUAAGUUUCGCACUUCCGAACUUGCUAUCAAAUUCAAAAGAGAUUGGACCGGUUAUAAGAAUGCAUUGGAGUUUGAGAUGGCAUUUGUGGCUGACUGCUGCAGUAAGAGAGACUGGAAUGCUCAAAGGUGCUCACCUGGAUCAAAUAUAUACGGUUGGUUCGCAAGAGAGGAUGAUUACCAUUCAGAUGGGGCAAUUGGUUAUUACCUCCGCGAGAUAGGGCAGUUGAAAACCAUCACUGAUCUUGAACAAGAAGAAAAGAUGGACAAGAUCAAAGUUGUUGCUGAUCUAGCAAUUGAGAUUGAUUUGAAGAAUAAAAACCUUGAUGAACUGCAGACAAGAUUCAAUGAGAAGACCUUGUCCCUGAGUAGAAUGCUUGAGGAAAAGGACAUACUUCAUCGUGCUUUUUGUGAAGAGUCUAGGAAGAUGCAGCGUCUUGCACGGGAGCAUGUCCAAAGGGUCUUGCAUGAACAAGAAAGUCUGAAUACGGAAUUGGAGAACAAGAAGAAGCAGCUUGAUUCUUGGAGCAGAGAACUGAACAAGCGUGAAGUAUUGACUGAGCGUGAAAAGCAAAAACUUGAAGAGGAGAAGCAAAAGAAUGAUGCAAGAAACAGUUCACUUGAAAUGGCCUCCGAGGAGCAGAAAAAAGCUGAUGAAAAUGUGUUAAGGCUUGUUGAAGAGCACAAGAGGGAGAAGGAUGAGGCCCUGCAAAAGAUACUCAAGUUGGAGAAGGACAUUGAUGCCAAGCAGAAACUUGAAAUGGAAAUAGAAGACCUGAAUGGAAAACUGGAGGUGAUGAAGCAUAUGGGCGGGGAGGAUGAUGCGGCAGUGCAGGCAAAAAUUAAGGAGAUGAAUGAGCAGCUGGAAUCUAAAAGGGAGGAGAUGCAAGAUUUGGAUGAAAUGAACAGUGCUCUCCUGAAGAGGGAACGGCAGAGUAACGAUGAGCUGCAAGAAGCCCGCAAAGCACUGCUGCAGGCGCUGCCUGAUAUGCUGAGUGUACGUCAUUCUCAUAUUGGGAUAAAACGAAUGGGUGAAAUUGACUCCAAAGUCUUCCAAAACGUCUGCAAGCAAAGGUUCUCUAGUGAUGAAGCGGAUGUGAAGGCCCUUGAACUUUGCUCUCUAUGGCAGGAGAAAGUGAAAGACUCCAACUGGCAUCCUUUCAUCAUGAUCCGAAAAGAUGAAGACAACUAUGAGGAAAAGCUAAAUGAAGAAGACAAAGAGCUGUGCGAUCUGAAGGAGCAGUGGGGUGAUGAAAUUAAUGGGGCGGUCAUCAAAGCCCUGAAAGAGGUGAAUGAAUACAACCCCAGCGGAAGGUACGUGGUCCCUGAGCUGUGGAACUUCAAAGAGGAAAGGAAGGCCACUUUGAAGGAAGUUAUUGCAUUCAUCUUCAAACAGCUCAAGACUGGGAAGCGGAAGAGGGCUUGAAUAGCCAGUGGAUGGGAGGGCUUAGUUGCACCCUCAUAUAUGAAUACAUUAUAUGAAUAAUCUUUAUGUACUUGAUGUUUAAAUCCUUAUCAAGAUUGUGUGUCAAUAGACAUGACGUUUCACUAGCAAAUGAAGAGCUGAUUGAGUAUGCGAUGUCAUUUAAAAUGAGGUGGCAUGUAUAGUUCACGCACACAAUUAGGGGUAGUAAGGUUGGAUAUCAAAUAGACAAAUACUACGUAUAAAUGUAUAAUGGUAUAUUCAGACUUCAGUUGACUGCUUUUCCAGUGAUAUCAAUACUUAUCAUAAGAAAUAAUGAAGAAUAGAAUACUAAAGUGAAACUUAUAAACAACCUUAGUUAGAUGGCCAUUUCUUUGAUGUAGAAUGAACAGUUUUUCUACUAGAGCAGUAUCCAUCCAUGCCGUUUUGUUACUUUUGUUGUCCUUGACUUGUUUGAGUUACAUUAAAAGAAAAACCUAAAUUUAAUAUUAUUAUGAUUAAUUAAUCAAUAACAAAAAUCCUUGAACUACAUGGGCUAUGUGGGCGGAAAGCUACUAAAAAUGAACAAAUCUCUUCUAAAAAACAAAAAAGCUCUUUUAGAAUUUGUUGAAAUGUUG
This is a messenger RNA of Cuscuta europaea, 3149 nucleotides long. NCBI's taxonomy places the organism in Eukaryota, Viridiplantae, Streptophyta, Magnoliopsida, Solanales, Convolvulaceae. The record is from the annotation of a GenBank genome assembly.